AUGAGGUUGAAUUCUUCACCUCGGAGCUGGAAAUCCAUCCAGUACCUCCCCGCACGUCUCUAUUCCAGAUCCCACAGUCCGCCCUGGCGGCCAGUGUCUGCGGUCGAUGAAUGGGUGGAAAGGGCGAUCCGACCUAUCAGUCUUCGACAGCUGACAUUUUUCGGGCGUACCUUGACCGAACCGCGCCUGAUUAGCUCUGCAAACUACGUGCGAACCGAGCUUCCAACCCGAUUAGCGCAUCGACUGCGAGAUAUCCAACAGCUACCCUAUGUCGUGGUGGCCAACCCGCAUCUCACCCUCGUGUACGAACUCUACUACAAAGCGUUCGAGAAGGCUCGUGUGGUGCCCGAGAUCAAGAGCCUCGAGGACAAUGACCGGUUCUGUGAGAUCCUGAAGGAGAUGUUGAGAGAGCAUCUGGUGGUGAUUCCCAAUCUAGCGAUGGGGGUAUUAGAAUGCCGAAACCUCGCACCGGCAGAUGAGAUGGAUCGUUUGAUGAACACACUUUUGCGAGCGAGAAUAUCUCGUCGAGUCAUCGCCGAGCAGCACCUCGCUCUAACCGAAACCUUCAACUCACCAUGGCAUUUUCCCGAUUCCCACGACCGAACCGACAUGAAUGCAGACUUUGUGGGGGAGGUGUUUCUCAAAUGCAAGGCGAAAGAGGUGGUCGAGAGAUGUGGCAAGGUUGCACAAGAUCUGAUGCGGAAGACCUCGGAGUCUACUCAGAUCCCUGCCAUCACGGUUCAGGGCCACACCGACGCCACUUUCCCGUAUAUACUGAGCCAUCUGGAAUACAUCAUCGGAGAGCUUCUUCGCAACUCGGUGCAGGCGGUGAUGGAGAACUAUCAAGGUUCUACCCAGCCUCCACCACCGAUUCAGGUGCUCGUGUGUGAAACCCCACAGCACGUGAUAAUGCGAAUCUCCGACCAGGGUGGAGGAAUCCCACGAGAGAUUCUUCCUUAUCUCUGGUCAUUUAGCAAGGGCCCUCGGACGCAGACCCGGUUGGAAAACCUUGGGCGGGUCCCCGCCAUGGCAGCUACCAUGCAAGAGCUGCAAGUGUCACACGAGCGCAAGUAUGCCGGACAGAACUCAUCAUUCUUAUCAUACCACGAAGGAUCUUUGGACACACUGACAUCACGCCCACCGGAUCUGCGGUUGGGAAUGGGUUUGCCCAUGAGCCGAGUGUACGCUGAAUACUGGGCUGGCAGUCUCGAACUACACAGUCUGGAAGGGUACGGCGUGGACGCAUUCCUGCAGAUCUCGAAGCUUGGCAACAAAAAUGAGCAAGUCACUACUCGAGCGGCGAUCGAUGCUGUGUAG
Molecule: messenger RNA, 1317 nt
Organism: Penicillium salamii
Lineage: Eukaryota; Fungi; Ascomycota; Eurotiomycetes; Eurotiales; Aspergillaceae
Source: the annotation of a GenBank genome assembly